Molecule: messenger RNA, 1830 nt
Organism: Mus caroli (Ryukyu mouse)
Lineage: Eukaryota; Metazoa; Chordata; Mammalia; Rodentia; Muridae
Gene: Arrb2
Product: arrestin beta 2
Biological process (GO): G protein-coupled receptor internalization; positive regulation of ERK1 and ERK2 cascade; signal transduction
Cellular component (GO): cytoplasm
Molecular function (GO): angiotensin receptor binding
Source: RefSeq, a predicted model, not a curated record
GACCGCGAGGGGAGGGGAAGGAGGAGAAAGAGUGAGGACGCGCGUGCGCAGUGGCGCGGGGAGGAGCGGGGACCUGGCAGCGGGAGAGGAGGCUGCGAGCGAGCCGCGAACCCGGCGGGCGGAGGGCGGCGAGCGCGCGCGCACCAUGGGAGAAAAACCCGGGACCAGGGUCUUCAAGAAGUCGAGCCCUAACUGCAAGCUCACCGUGUACUUGGGCAAGCGCGACUUUGUAGAUCACCUGGACAAAGUGGACCCUGUGGAUGGCGUGGUGCUUGUGGAUCCUGACUACUUGAAGGACCGAAAAGUGUUCGUGACCCUCACCUGUGCCUUCCGCUAUGGCCGAGAAGACCUGGAUGUACUGGGCCUGUCUUUCCGCAAAGAUCUGUUCAUCGCCACCUACCAGGCCUUCCCCCCCAUGCCCAACCCACCUCGGCCCCCCACCCGCCUACAGGACCGACUGCUGAAGAAGUUGGGCCAACACGCCCACCCCUUCUUUUUCACAAUUCCCCAGAAUUUGCCUUGCUCCGUCACACUGCAGCCAGGACCAGAGGACACAGGGAAGGCUUGUGGAGUAGACUUUGAGAUUCGAGCUUUCUGUGCCAAAUCAAUAGAAGAAAAAAGCCACAAAAGGAACUCUGUGCGGCUUAUCAUCAGAAAGGUACAGUUUGCUCCUGAGACACCCGGUCCCCAGCCCUCAGCUGAAACCACACGCCACUUCCUCAUGUCUGACCGGAGGUCCCUCCACCUAGAGGCUUCCCUGGACAAAGAGCUGUACUACCACGGGGAGCCCCUUAAUGUCAACGUCCAUGUCACCAAUAAUUCUGCCAAGACCGUCAAGAAGAUCAGAGUGUCUGUGAGACAGUACGCCGACAUUUGCCUCUUCAGCACCGCGCAGUACAAGUGUCCCGUGGCUCAGCUAGAACAAGAUGACCAGGUGUCUCCUAGUUCCACGUUCUGCAAGGUGUACACCAUCACCCCGCUGCUCAGUGACAACCGAGAGAAGCGUGGCCUUGCCUUGGAUGGGCAGCUCAAACAUGAAGACACCAACCUGGCUUCCAGCACCAUUGUGAAGGAAGGAGCCAACAAGGAGGUGCUGGGGAUCCUGGUAUCCUACAGGGUCAAGGUGAAGCUGGUGGUGUCUCGAGGCGGAGACGUCUCCGUGGAGCUACCUUUCGUCCUAAUGCACCCCAAGCCCCAUGACCACAUCACCCUUCCCAGACCCCAGUCAGUGCCCAUCCACCCACCCCUUCUCUGCCCUUCAGCCCCCCGGGAAACAGACGUUCCUGUGGAUACCAACCUCAUCGAAUUCGACACCAACUAUGCCACGGACGAUGACAUCGUGUUUGAGGACUUUGCCCGGCUCCGGCUGAAGGGAAUGAAGGAUGAUGACUGUGAUGACCAGUUCUGCUAGGAGGAGGGGCUGGGAGAGGUAGGGGCGGGCAGGACUCAGGUCCCACGGCCCUCGAGGGUGGGAGGGUCCCAGCCUCUCCUCCUUCCCCGUCUGUCCGUCUGUCCACCCGAGAUACACACUGGACCCAUCACUUGUUGAAAGUGGGCAUUAAUCUUCUGACUUCAGCUCGCUGCCCGGGCCCCGCUCCCUAGGGCGGCAAGCUGUGUACACACCUAAAGUUUUGGGAAGGGAACAGUGAACGCAAGGAGUGAAUGUAGAGAAAAGGUGUAGAAAGAACGCCCAUGUUUGGCCUCACACCAACUCGCCCCCCAGUCACCACUUCUGCCUCCCAACCCUUGAAGAUGAGACUUUGGGGAGGGGUGAGCAAGGCCAUUUCUUUGUUUCUGAGCAUAGGGAAGAAAUAAACCUUUUAAUCGGCA